AUGCAGAUAACUUCUGGCCGAGCCAUCGGACUGCUGGUUUAUCUGCUACGACACACACCCUCUCGCUGGGGAAGUGUCACCCCCUCCACCCCCUUAUACCACCAAACCCACCCCCUGACUCCCUGCUCACCCUCUCCUUCUCUCGCCUCACCCCUCUCUGGAUGUCAGAAGCUUCUAGUUAUGGAGCAGACAACAGUCACACACCAACCUGAACUGUCAGUCGACAACGCUUCAGCGUCAGAGGCUCAAGAAGAGGAAGUGGGGGGCUUGAGCAUAGGAAGUGAAGAUAACUGGAGGUCAAACAAUGUUACUGCAGCACAAGACCCAAUACUCACACAGCCAGGCCUCGGCAUUACCACGACAACCAUCACCACCAUCACACAGACGGGAGGAGACUGGAGCACUGGCCUGUUUGACGUCUGUGGAGACAAGACCACAUGUAUUCUUGGGGCUCUGGUGCCAUGCUGUUUAGACCUGAGUUUAGCACACCAGUAUGGCGAGUGUCUGUGUAUGCCCCUCCUACCAGGAUCCACCUUUGCCAUGAGAGUUGGCAUCAGGGAGAGAUACAAGAUACGAGGCAGUGUGUGUGAGGACUGGACCACAGUGUGUUGCUGUUACCCUCUGGCUGUAUGUCAGAUGAUAAGAGAGAUGAAGAGGAGGAUGAAGACACAGACGUAUCAUGUGUCCACUACCCUUGAGUGCUCCUGAAGAAACUGAAGACAGAAAAUGAGGCCUGUCCUUCUACGACUAAGUGCAGAAAACAGGAUCAGCUGAGAUCACUGGUAUGAAUAGCAUGAAGAAUCAAUACCAUAUGAGGCUUGAACUUACUUUUCAAUGUCUCUGGGGACGCACCGGCUAAUAAAUCAAGCCUAUCCUACAACAUUCAAAGAAGACUGGAAAGGACGAAGUUUGAUUAAUAGUGUAAACAGCAAAAAGAGUCAGAGCUGUAAAGACUGAACCAAGUUAAUGCUGCCUUGGGGGGCUUCUGUUUAGAAAAUAUAUAAUAAAUACACUUUUCUU
Molecule: messenger RNA, 1020 nt
Organism: Scomber scombrus (Atlantic mackerel)
Lineage: Eukaryota; Metazoa; Chordata; Actinopteri; Scombriformes; Scombridae
Product: PLAC8-like protein 1
Exons: 5
Coding region: 1-708 (235 amino acids)
Source: RefSeq, a predicted model, not a curated record